Ostrea edulis (European flat oyster) is the source of this 4483-nucleotide messenger RNA. RefSeq lists its product as uncharacterized. Gene Ontology annotation, molecular function: calcium ion binding; patched binding. Gene Ontology annotation, biological process: regulation of gene expression; smoothened signaling pathway; cell fate specification. Lineage: Eukaryota; Metazoa; Mollusca; Bivalvia; Ostreida; Ostreidae. The record is from RefSeq and is a predicted model, not a curated record. Bases 112 to 4416 code for a protein of 1434 amino acids. The transcript has 20 exons.
GCUCGAUUGACAGACGGACCUCCGUACACGAAUUUUAGAUAUUCCUCCGCGAGUCAUUUAAAAUCUCCCUGUGACAACUGAUAACGUAUAGCUACAAGGAACUUCAUUGAGAUGAGACGCGCGUUGUUAGGGCUGUUUCUUCUGCCCCUAAUACUGGGGCUUCAGAGUCACCAUUUUGAUCAUGAUGUUGACGUCAAACAUCCAGAAAGCGGAGAACAUGUGAAGCUAAGAAGUAAGGGUCGUUUGAGUGAAACCAUCGACUUGGACAGAGUUCCCGGGAUCAAGAGAGUAAUAUGUCAGGAUCAGAAAAUUUUGAUCGCCAUUGAACAUAAAGGAAUCGGAAAGGAUUGGAAGAAAGGUCAGGUGGUAAUGGGAAGCCCUAAAUGGGACUGUACUCUGAACACACUUCCCGGAAGUCCGUCCACGCAGAGAGGGCUCUACGCCAAAAUUAAGGAAAUCUACUUCCCAACAGAGACGGGCAUUGUUCUUCAUACACGAAGUGUCAGAGCGUUUGAUGUUAUAGACGAGGCGGACAUCAAAUUUCGUUAUACCCCCGGGAACAGCGCCUUUCACCCUCCAGAAACACGCCGAAGACAUCGACGGUAUAUCGCCAAUGUUCUGUCAGAGCUUUUGGGAAAUAUCACGUGGCAAUACAGUGACACUACCUCCAUACCAUGGAACCAAGACGAUUCUGGAGGGAUGGGGUCGUUCGGCUUGGCAAUCGGAGAAAACGACACGGAUUAUCGAUAUACCGACAACGUGACAGACAGUGACGUCAUGAAUUUCAUCUGUGAAGACUGCAGUGGAACCUCUCAUAUGUCAUACGAAUUUGAUUUGAUUAUAAAGAAGAACGCCAUAAACGAACCAGAAAUUCAUCAUUAUCUUAACAAACUGGAAUCAAAUACCACAAUGAAGCUGAAAACAACUUUCCAAACUUCAAAAGACAUUAAAUUAACCUUGCAAAAAGAAAUGGACAAAUUUCGCGUUCCACCAACAAUGCUGUUCUCAGUACCCCUUGCGCACGUGCGAAACCUUCCGCCAGUGAUGUUGACGGUGAAGUAUACCGGAUCAACCCAUGUUGGUUUGCAAGUUGACACCCGAUCAGCCAUCAAUGUAGAAACCGACUUGGAAUUUGGAGGACAAUAUUCUUUUGUUCACGAAUAUAGCGGAACUUCAUCGCUAGGUGGAGACGUGGUACCUCACAACUGGACGUCCACUACGGGCCGCAAUACUGUUCAUAGCGACAAAGACAUGUCUCUCAACAUCUCUGUAUAUCAACAGAUAUUAUUCAAUACAACAAUUGGAUGGUUUGCACGCGACAUGGAGAUAGACUUUUCACCUCCAAUUAACUACAGACUGAAACCAACAAUCCGUAGUAAGUCUGUUGUCGGUGAUGUUCAACGUUGUACCACAAAAUCAGCAGACCUCACUGGUGAAUUCAAUGUUACAGAGGCCAGACUCACGGUCGAAGCUUUUGGAUUAUCUAUAUGGGAUAGUCUGAUAGCAGAAGGUUUCAACAAGCAGGUUAGCUUUGAAAAUGAUACUUUGUACCAAAAGUGUUCAGCCGAUUGUCCACGUUCUACAAAGACAUCACUGUAUGAUGGCCUAACAAUGUCGGAUGUUGUCGGAAAGCCAAAGACAUUGAUCAAAAGAACUGAUCCAGACUUCAAAAUUUUGACUCAAAUGUGGGGGGAUUCAGUCCUGUUCUCAUCGGAGGAGGCAAACUCAUCCUCCUGGUGUGGCACCCCUGGUCGUGCUUGUGGAAGCUGUGUUUAUCACGGAGCAGAGAACAUACAUCAAGAGUGUGCUGACCGUCUGAUGGUUCCAAAACUAGCCACAAAAAUCAGCCUUCUUGGGAAAUUCGUAGCUGCAGAAUGGCCAGACAAGAAACUUGUGGUUGUUGAAGCAUGGGACGAACCUACUUCCUUAAAUCCUCAUGGAAAGCACGGGAAUAAAAGCUUGUACUAUGAAGGAAGGGCAGCACAGUUGGCUUUAACUUAUACCAAUAACUCCUCGUCAAUUCCUCCUUCUCUUAUCAAAGACGAUGCCAAAAGCAACCGCCUUGAGCAAAUGGCUAUUUGUUCAGGUUUUCAGUAUGUUUCCAAUCUAAGAUCAGAGUCAAGUAUUGAAGUUGCAGUCGGUGAAAAACAGUCACGUACCGUUGAAGUUAGGAAAUUAAAGAAAGUUUCCCUCGAUAACAAAGACACAGCAGAUAAAGCAGCCAUGAUCAAUGCAAUGAAACGCCUUGAGUCUAUUUUACCCGGAAAGAAAUGUCCUGAUGUAGGCUUGGAUAGUCUGUCAUAUCGAGCAUCGUUUCCAUCAAAGUACCACAGCGAGGUGGAAGCGGUGGGUCCUCCACUUGGUCAAAUUCAUCGUGAAAAUGUAGAGGAAAUGAUCAAAUUGUACGAGUAUCAGUUCGACGAUUUUGUGUUCCUUCACGAACGUCGAAAGAAUCAGACUAAUGAACAAUGUGGUUCGAUGAGAAAAUGUCAAGAUGGCAACUUUUCGAAUUCAGAGGACCCAUGGACGUGGAGCGCUAAUCGUGUUAUGGCACCUAGACUUGCAUUUCGCAUGAGAAGAUUAGCUCUAAUUGCCAAAGGUGUAUCGGGACUACAAGGAUCAAAAAUCAUUGUCGAGAGAGCUUUCGCCGAUAAAGUGGAUCGGGAAGAAUCUCAUUUAUUUUUAGAGGGAAGAGGAGCGAGAUUAUCCGUGAGUGAGCAUCCAUCUGUUAAUAUUCCCAUUCUUGGACUUGCCGCAAUUUGCGCAGGAUUUGAUUUUGUUCGCAAUGUCGAUAAUGAAGCAAUCGAGGUAUUCGUUAAGCUGCAGGACGGGUUUAGAACAACUCUUAUUCCGUACCCUAGUGGCGAGGUGCUUCUUGCUGUUUCUCCACCUUCCGCAGAAAACAACGAAUAUUCGUACCCUGAAGGCUAUGAAUUUGAAAAUAAGAAGCCACUUCUUGUAGAUGGAGCAAGGAAAGAAAUAAAACUAUCUAAACAUUUCAAAGUGGGAGAUUUCAAAUUUGAAGGUCAUCGGUUCCUUAGGAUCGACUCAUCUCUUAUUGAAUGUCUUGAUCUAACGCAGCAGGGAUAUAAAGAAAAGAUACAAGUCCUGACUGGGUAUAGGCCAAAAUCUGCCAACGAACAGGAGGUUAUCUGGAAUCGAAGACAACUCGCAAGAUUUCAAAUGGGUCAAGCAGCCGAGAUAACGGUGAACAAUAACGAUGAAGUCCUAGUUUUGGCAAAGAUGCUGAUGGUGACGUGCACCCCGUUUCUCCGUUUACAGAGAAGAGGGCUAGGCAUCCAUGUGAAGCAUAGCAAUGAAUUAGGGGAAAACAGCAUAUAUGUGGACCUUUACCCUCUCAGAAAUGACAAUAGAAUGAUUGACCUGAAGAUAAACGUGGGAAAUAUCAAUAAAGAUACCGAGUGCAUGUGGGACGAAUUAAAGUUAUAUUGGUCAGAAAUAACUAAAGGUGGACCAGGAAUCAUACCUUAUGAUGUGAAGAGUGCAUGUAAAAAACCAGACCUUGAAAAGAAAAAUUAUCUCAACUUCAAUCUUAAAAGGCCUGGUUUUUGCCUACAAUUCCAUGACAAGAAAUUCUGCGAAAACUCUACACUGGCCAGAGAGAAACUAGGCAGAGAACUACUGAAACAACUCCAGAGCGUGGCAGGAACUGACCGGUUGAAUGUAGCAACAACUCGAGAUCAAAUUGAAAGGUGUAUAGUGACUGGCUGUGGUGGAUGUUCUGGAUCAGGAAGGAAAUGGGACGGUAAGGUGAUAGCUUGCUCUGAACUUGUGGACAACUUUAUGAAACAUGCCAGCAUACCACUGCUGAAAUCAGCAGAGAAAAUGUCUUUCUUUAAUCCGGAGAAUGUUGAUUCAGCUGCACAUGCUUAUGCCUGUAAACAAGAUGGAACUAAAUGUCAGGAAACCGUUCAGCUGUAUUCCAUAAUCCAAACUCUUCUUUCAAAAACGUACAAACCGAAUCCGAACACAAGCAUCGAGGAAGAGGUCUUCGGUGCAACCGACAAUCCUAGUCCUCUUCUCCAAAUCGUAGAACAGGAGAUCGCCAUGAAUGUUUCAGGAAAUGUUUCCAUUGUUAUAGACCGAUACAAAGACAUUUCAGCCCUACGAAGUGUUUUGAAGGUUUUGAUGAUCUACAACCGAAAUGUCAAUUUCGUAAAUUUCCACGUUAUGCAUGGAGUGAAUCCGGACAAGAUAGUGACAACUCUACAACGGAAACUUGAAACAUGGGCAGGCAUAUCCUGCCCUAAGUGGAGUAGGUUCGCAGCUGCUCCGUUCACUGUUAACGUUGUAUCAAAGGAGAGAAAGAGACGGAGUAUAGAGGACAGUCGUCAACGAAACGAAGCUCGAAAACGAAAACGAGAUUGGGAAAAGGAUUGGAUUUUAAGAUCGUAAUGCAUUAUUGGUUUGAAGCAUUGCAUAUAUUUAUCGACGUGUUGAAAUAAUAAAGCAUUAGCAUUCA